AUGCCCCGAACAGACGAAGCAGAACACUGGUUCAACGCCGUCUACGCCGCCGUGCGCGAGAUCCCACGGGGCAAGGUAACCUCCUACGGGCACAUUGCUCUCUUACUAGGUGAACCAAAACGUCCUCGCCAGGUCGGGAUCUGCUUAAAACACCUCCCGGCCCCAGAGAGCGGGGAGUACUUCCACGGCGGGAACGUGCCGUGGCAGCGGGUUGUGAAUUCCAAGGGGAUGAUUUCGCAUCGUGGGCCCGGGAGUGCGGCGAGACAAGCAGAGGCUCUUCGCGAAGAGGGUGUUGAGGUUGAUAGUGAUAGUAUGGGUGAGUUCUAUGUAGACUUUGCGCGGUUUGGGUGGUUUCCUAUUGAGUUACCGAGUGAGGUCGAUGCAGAUGAAGACGAAGAAUUGGACGAAGGCGAAGAGCUUAGGCGAAAUGGGUUAUAG
Molecule: messenger RNA, 438 nt
Organism: Aspergillus puulaauensis
Lineage: Eukaryota; Fungi; Ascomycota; Eurotiomycetes; Eurotiales; Aspergillaceae
Product: MGMT family protein
Exons: 3
Coding region: 1-438 (145 amino acids)
Biological process (GO): DNA repair
Molecular function (GO): catalytic activity
Source: RefSeq, a predicted model, not a curated record